AUGGCAAGCUCGCAUUAUGAAGUUCUUGGGUUGAGCUGUGACUCUAGCUUGGGCUGCAUUAAAAAAGCAUAUAAAGAGAGACUUCUCAGUAGCCAUCCUGAUAAAACCCGCAAUGAUUCUUCUAGCGUUGAGGUGAAUAAAAUCCAAGAGGCCUACAAAGUACUUAGCAACCCAGAGUUACGUGAGAUUUACGACAAAUCAUUGAAAGAUGAUCAAAAAAAGCAAGGGCUCCAUAGCAGCGGCGAUGGGCUCGACGAAUAUUCUUUAGACGAGUUUUGCUUUAAUCCGGCGAUCUGCGAGUAUUGUAUGGAUUGUCCCCGUUGUCAUGGUAAGGAUGGUUUCCAUUUCAGUGAGGGAACGCUAGAGGAACAUUGUCAGGAAAGAGCAAGCGGCGGGUUCCUAGUGCUUGCCCAAUGUUCUGCUUGCAGUCUGUGGCUCAAAGUUAAUUUUGAUCUUGCCGAAGAGUAUGAACAGGCUGAUGUAUGA
Molecule: messenger RNA, 486 nt
Organism: Torulaspora globosa
Lineage: Eukaryota; Fungi; Ascomycota; Saccharomycetes; Saccharomycetales; Saccharomycetaceae
Gene: JJJ3
Product: Jjj3p
Exons: 1
Coding region: 1-486 (161 amino acids)
Source: RefSeq, a predicted model, not a curated record